CUAGCCCAGCCCCCCUAUGCCAAACCAGCCUGGCUCGAGCUCAACAGUGGCAGGGAAGCGCCGCGCGCCCGUGUCUGGUGAGAAGCUUAUACCCUCACUGUGGAGCGUUUCGCCCCCUAAGAACUCCACACGUUCACUUUUAUCCUGCUGUGGUAUUUUUAUUUUUUACACGGAAGUCCGCGGUGUUUUCCCCACACAUCCUCUGCGGUACUUGUGGAAGCUAACGGCGGAUACUGGCUAGGCACAAUAGACGCUAGCCGAUGGAGGCUAGCCGUAACUAGCUCGUUAACAACACACACCGGCGAGGAGCGACUAAGUAUCCCCAUGGACACCGCGAUGAACGUCUCCUGAUCAUUCCGCUCCACACGGUCACCACCCCCGCCUCUCCGGUGGUGGUGCCUCUCUCGACGCCGCCUGACAAGCGUUUUAUUUUCAGUGCUGAGACACCAGGAUGGUGGCGGUGGUAGCUAACUUCGUGGGAAACAGUCCGACUCAAGUGAGACCAGAUUUGUCUUUUUAUAUUCUGUUCAUAUAAAAACCCCAGAGGGACAACGACAAUAUUUCUCCUGACAUUGGCCGGGGGAUUAUUUUUUAAUUGGAUUUCGGCCUGCUGGUUUGAGAACGAAGCAACCCCUGCUAACCAUCCUCCAUUCAGCCGCCUAAGCACGCAUCGCCCUCCGAUGCGGAGCCUCCAGUGACAUCCACCCGGGGGACCCCCCUCCCUUCCUCCCUCCCCGACAUGCUCAAGUGUAUCCCGCUGUGGCGAUGCAACCGCCACGUCGAGUCGGUGGACAAGCAGCACUGCAACCUGCAGGCGGUCCCCGACGAGGUGUUCCGAUACAGCCGUAGCUUGGAAGAGCUCCUGCUGGAUGCCAACCAACUCAAGGAACUCCCCAAGCCUUUCUUCCGACUACUGAACCUCCGGAAACUGGGCCUGAGCGACAAUGAGAUCCAGAGACUGCCCCCUGAAGUGGCCAACUUCAUGCAGUUGGUGGAGCUGGACAUAUCCAGAAAUGACAUUCCCGAGAUCCCCGAGAGCAUUAAGUUUUGCCGGGCCUUGGAGAUCGCCGACUUCAGCGGAAACCCCCUCUCCAGAUUGCCCGACGGUUUCACUCAACUGCGAGCGCUGGCUCACUUGGCGCUCAACGAGGUGUCGUUGCAGACUCUACCCGGCGACAUCGGAAAUCUGGCCAACUUGGUGACGCUGGAGCUCCGGGAGAACCUGCUCAAGUGUCUGCCCACGUCUUUGUCCUUCCUGGUGAAACUGGAACAGCUGGACCUGGGCAGCAACGAACUGGAAGUGUUGCCGGACACACUCGGCGCACUGCCCAACCUGAGGGAGCUUUGGCUGGACCGCAACCAGUUGUCCUCGUUACCGCCGGAGCUAGGGAAUCUCCGGAAACUGGUGUGUCUGGAUGUGUCAGAGAAUCGCCUAGAGGAGCUUCCCUCCGAGCUUGACGGCCUCCUGGCCCUCACAGACCUCCUGCUCACGCAGAACCUGCUGGAGGUGGUUCCGGACACCAUAGGUUGUCUGAAGCAGCUGUCCAUCCUCAAGGUGGACCAGAACAGACUGACCCACCUGACCGACUCCAUCGGAGAGUGUGAAAACCUGACCGAGCUGGUCCUGACUGAGAACCUCCUCCAGACGCUUCCUCGCUCGCUGGGCAAGCUGAAGAAGCUGACCAAUUUGAAUGUGGACCGCAACCGCCUGGGCGCCGUGCCCAAGGAACUAGGUGGCUGCGCCAGCCUCAACGUGCUGUCGCUGCGGGACAACCGCGUGGCCAAGCUGCCCGCCGAGCUUGCCGACGCCACCGAGCUGCACGUGUUGGACGUGGCCGGGAACAGAUUACAAAACCUGCCUUUUGCCUUGACGAACCUCAAUCUGAAGGCCAUGUGGCUGGCGGAGAACCAGUCGCAGCCGAUGCUCAAGUUCCAAACUGAGGAUGACGAGUGCACGGGCGAGAAAGUGUUGACCUGCUACCUGUUGCCUCAGCAGCCUUCCCCAAGCCUUGAGAACCUGCUGCAGAACAGCGUGGACGACUGCUGGACGGACAGCAACCUGAACAGAGUGUCGGUCAUUCAAUUCCAGGAAGAGACCAAGGACGAGGAGGAGGACGACGAGGCCGCCGCCGAGCGCAGGGGCCUUCAACGUCGAGCCACACCUCAUCCCAGUGAGCUCAAGGUGAUGAAAAAAGUGAUCGAGGACCGACGGAACGAAGUGUUCGCAUCCAGGCCCGAGGGAGAAGAUCAUUCCUCAGAUGUGCCGGAGAAACGGCUCAGCGACCUUUCAUAUCAGAGUCACGACUCGCAGGUAUCCGACAGCACGCUGUCGGCCGCCUCCCACGAGGAAAGGCGAGAAGUUGCCGUCCCCUCCCAGAGGGAGGACCUCGUGGACGGCCACUACCAUCACGAGGAGGACGACCUGGAUGAGAUGGAGGUGGAGUACAUUGAGCCCACCGUGCACUUUGCCGAGGAGCCCAUCAUCCGCCGCGGGGACGAUGACGACGCGGAGGAAGACGGCGAGAGGAGUGACGGGGCCGAGGACGAGGACGACAGGCCCCCCUUCCCGGCUGAGAGGCAGCGGCUCAUCAGGAAGGACACGCCACACUACAAGAAGCACUUCAAGAUCACCAAACUGCCCAAACCCGAGACGGUGGCGGCCCUGCUGCAGGGUUUCAACCCCGAUGUCCUCGGCUCACCCACCGAGGACAAGCUGGACGGGCGUGAGGAGGAGGAGGAGGACGACGAGGACGUUGGCACCCCUCUGUUGUGUCACAGGAUGGAGAUGUCGGAGCUGGAAGACAGCCGAUACCACGUCAACUCCAGUCAAGUAAAGGGGGUGUCAUUUGAUCAAGUCAAUAAUCUGCUGAUUGAACCUGCUCGAAUUGAGGAGGAAGAGCACACUUUAACCAUCCUGCGGCAAACGGGCGGCCUCGGCAUCAGCAUUGCUGGCGGGAAAGGGUCCACGCCGUACAAGGGGGACGACGAGGGGAUUUUCAUCUCCAGAGUUUCUGAAGAAGGUCCGGCUGCCAGAGCAGGAGUGAAAGUGGGAGACAAACUGCUUGAGGUGAACGGCGUGGACCUCCACGAGGCGGAACACCACGCGGCCGUGGAGGCCCUACGGGGCUCCGGGGCCGCAGUCUCCAUGACGGUGCUUCGCGAGCGCAUGGUGGAGCCGGAGAACGCCAUCACGACCACGCCGCUCAGGCCCGAGGACGACUACUUCCCACGGGAGAGGCGCAGUAGCAGCAGCGGGCUGGUCUUCGAGGGCGGCCACGGACAGGGGGCCGGGUUAGGACCCCUGCAGCGCCUCUCCACCUGCCUGGUGCGCAACGACAGGGGGCUGGGCUUCAGCAUCGCUGGAGGGAAGGGUUCCACCCCGUAUCGUACCGGGGACACGGGGAUCUACAUCUCUCGCAUUGCAGAGGGGGGAGCAGCCCACCGAGACAGCACGCUACGGAUUGGCGACAGGGUCAUCUCUAUCAAUGGUGUAGACAUGACAGAGGCCAGACAUGACCAGGCAGUAGCGCUCCUUACCGGCACCUCCCCCACCAUCGCCCUCCUGGUGGAGCGAGACCCCAAUGCCCCGCGCUCGCCGGGCCAGUCCCGGCAGCGGGCCCACUCCCCGCCGCCCCCGGAGCCCUCUGACUCUCCGGACCAAGACGACGAGGGCCUGCAGGGGAACCACCUGGGUCGGAUGGAGGAUGAGUACCCCAUUGAGGAAGUGACGCUGGUCAAGUCAGGCGGUCCCCUCGGCCUGAGCAUCGUCGGGGGCAGCGACCACGCCAGCCACCCGUUCGGCAUCAACGAACCCGGGGUGUUCAUCUCAAAGGUGAUUCCUCACGGUUUGGCGUGCGAAAGCGGGCUGCGCGUGGGCGACCGCAUCCUGGAGGUGAACGCCAUCGACCUGCGCCACGCGACGCACCAGGAGGCCGUGCGGGCGCUGCUGGCCAACAAGCAGGAGAUUCGGAUGCUGGUGCGCAGAGAUCCCUCACCGCCUGGGAUGCAGGAAAUUGUGAUCCAUAAGCAGCCAGGGGAGAAGUUGGGGAUUAGUAUACGUGGAGGAGCUAAAGGCCACGCAGGAAAUCCCUUUGACUCAACUGAUGAGGGCAUCUUCAUAUCCAAGGUGAGCUCAAGUGGCGCUGCCGCCCGCGACAGCCGGCUGCAGGUGGGCAUGCGCAUCCUGGAGGUGAACAACCACAGCCUGCUGGGCAUGACGCACACGGAGGCCGUGCGAGUCUUGCGGGCCGUGGGCGAUUCCCUGGUCAUGCUGGUGUGCGACGGCUUCGACCCUCGCAAAGUGCCCGCGGCGGAGGCGAAUCCUCACCAGGAGUCCAAUGCGUCUCCCGGCAUCAUCGCCAACCCUUUUGCGUCAGGCAUCGUCCGGAAGAAUAGUAUGGAGAGCAUCUCUUCGAUCGACCGAGACCUGAGCCCCGAGGAGAUGGACAUCAUACAAAAGGAAUCCGAGAUGGUGAGGGAGACGUCGCAGUGGGAGAAGGAAGAGAUGGAAAAAGUGGAGCGUAUGCGCUUGGAGCGAGAAGAGGCAACUCGCCUGCUUGAAGAGGAGAGCGAGAGCAUCGGCGCCGGACCUUUAAAACUGGACUACAAAACCCUGGCGGCGCUGCCCACCACCAGCCUGCAGAAGAUCAACAGGUUCUCUCCUUCUCUAAGUCCACCCACCCCCAUGGAGGUCCCUCUGCAAGCCCAGUACGGCGCCCCGUUAGAGCCUCUGAGCUUGACCUUAAGCCCCCCCGCAAAGCCUGACGCGGACGCGGCUUCCUGCCCGAGUUUGUUCCCCUCCAAGGAAGACAGCCUCGGCUCGACGGCAACUCUGAAUUUAUCUGAGGAAAGUGAAGAGUCUCUGGUGGACUCGCAGCCCAUCUGCUUCAAGGAGAACCCCUUUUUAGUGGCCAACCGCAAAGGUAAGGGUCUGCCGCCCGGCCAGCAGAUCCUUUCUGGACCACCGGUGGGCUACGGGAAGCAGGGCCAACUUCAGCCUUGGCUCUUCAGCAAGACUCCUUCAUCAGAUUACGCCAGGACCGAAAGUCCAAUCAGAGAAGCCUCCUAUUCGCCGACCAUCCAGCCGACCAGCCACCACUCUUCCAACAGCUCCUUGUGCUCUGGCAGGGAGACCCGCUUCGCAAGCAUUCAUUUCACCUCCACCCCCAACACCAAGGACCACACGUCAUCCUCUACACGACCGGGCGCCAUCCUGCCCGUUGGGCGCGUGCGAGCGAGCACCUCCCCGGCCACUCCGGACGGCCUCUGUCCCAGCCCCUUCCAGCAUGGCCCCUCUCCCUUCAACUCUCAGACCUCUCCUCGCGCCCCCUCCCCCACCUCGCACUACGAGUUGCCCAUGAAUGCCAAGCAGGCGUACAAGGCGUUUGCCGCCGUGCCUCGCUCGCUGGCGGCGCUGGAGCCGGAGCAGGACUUGUACGGUGUGAGGAACAAUUUCCAUUCCAAGCAGUCUUCUCCAAAUCCUGAGUCGAACAACGAUGUGUUUUACGACGGCACGGACUCUCAGGAGGGGGGCGGCGGGGUCUCGCCCCGCCCCACCCUCUUGUCUGACCAUUGGGAGUAUACCAAUAUGGCCGCCGUGCCUCGCAUCUCCAGGCCGUCCCUGGACACGCAGAAUCCGUCGCCCGGUGGCAAGGACAGCCCUGAGCAGCGUUCCUUCCGGGACCGGCAGAAGUACUUUGAGAUCGACGUGAAGCAGCAGACGCCCGACAAGCCCAAACCUCGCGUGUCGCUGGUCGGCGAAGACGACCUUAAGAAGAUGAGGGAGGAAGAAGAGCGCAAGUUUGAGCAGCGGGCACGUGAGUACCUGCUGGACGAAGAGGACGAGGACGACGAGGAGGACUUGGCCAAGCAUGUGGCCCAGAUGAAGGUGACUGGCAAGGUGCUGCUGGACGGAGUGGAGUACGACGUGGAGCCCGUGUCCACGCCGUCGCAGCCGUGCGCCGUGCCGCCGAACUACUGCGGGGGCUCACGGCCUUCGCCAGUGGACGGUAAAGCAGACAUGGCGAGGAAUUCGUUGGAUGACAGCUUCACACUGGAGCAGCGGCCCAAUUCCAUGACCGGUUUGCCCCCCGUUUAUGCCGGCGACUCGACGGCUCCCAUUCGCACAGCCAAGGCCGAGCGCCGGCACCAGGAGAGGCUCCGAAUGCAGAGUCCGGAGCUGGCCGUGGCCCUGGACAAGGAUCUCUCCCCCGCCGAGAAGCGAGCCCUGGAGGCUGAGAAGAGAGCCAUGUGGAGAGCGGCACGGCCUUUAGGCUUGGAGGACGAUGUUAGGCAGUAUGAGCAGGACCUGGCUAAGAGGCUCUACCAAGCUCGAGUGAGGGCCUCUCACGGCACGGCAGCCGCCGUCUCCAAUGCUUCCUCCUCUGCUGCCUCCCAGCUCAGGAUGAAGUCUCUGGAGCAGGAUGCCCUCAAGGCUCAGAUGGUUAUCGCCAAGUCGCGGGAUGGGAGGAAACGAAGCACCCUGGACCAGUUGGCUGAGUCGCCUUCGCCGGCGCCCACGCCCUCCCCCACCCCGAUGGAAGAGCUCAUCAGUCCUCGAGGACUAACCUCCCCUGGCAGACUGUCCCUGUCGUCAAAGAGGUUUGACUACCGCCAGUUUGCCGCCAUUCCCUCUUCCAAACCGGUAUACGACAUUCAGUCUCCUGACGCCGUGGACGACUUGCAGUUCAUCGACGACGGCUCGCUACAUCCGGGUCCCGCCACCGGCACGGAGGUCGAGAUGCUGGUGCCCGCCACCUCAGCCCUAGAGGAGAUGGCGUUGUAUAGCAACAAGCGCAAGCUGCGACAAGGGCGCCGCAGUUUGGAGACGGCCAUGCCCACGUAACACUUCACGUCAUAAAACACUGCACAAGAAGAUGAAUCCAUUUCCAAGAGACCAGGAUAGUGGUCCCUCAUAUCCAGCUUUGCCUUCAGUCGCCAUGGAGACCACAUUUCCUCCACACUUCCUCCUGCCCGGCUAACGUUCUUUUUUUUUUUGCGUUUUUAGCUUCUAUUUUUUAUUAUUUUUUUAUUUUUAUUAACAUCCCAAAGACAAACAAAAAAAAGAAGUCCUAGCUGUAACAUGUGGAAAAAUAUUUUGACUAGAUUGUAAAAUGUUUUUGGAGUGUAAAUAGUAGAUGACAUCCUGCUACCUUCACACACACAUACACAGACUGACAAAAAAAAAAGAAAAAAAAGCAUAUCAUGCAUCAUUGCUGCACUGCCACACAAAUUUUUAAACAAGUAAUUUAUUGUUUUUAAUCAUUUCACGCCCAAUUGAGGUUAUUUGAUGUAUGCGGCAAUAUCAUGCAUAUCUACACUGCUCGCAAAUCUGUGGGGAUAUUGAGCUUUUGGGUAAAAUCUGAAUAUCAACCUAAAACGCACUUUAACAGUGGCUCUACAAUUUUUUUCACACCAAGUGCCACCAAAAAAAAAAAUCUCCAAGUACCACAAUCUUGACUGACAAAGUACAGUCGUGUAGUAGACAAAUGUUUAAAAAAAAAAAAAAAAACACACCCAGACGUUAUAUGCCUCAAAAGUCAUUGCCAUCUGGCGGAAUCCUUGCAUCUCCAAUUCCACAAAAUUUCUGAAAAUUUUAAAGAUUUUUUUUUUCUUUUAAAUGAACAUUUUGCAUUAUUCUGCAUGUUUGAAAAUGAACAUUGUUCUUAAGCAUACAGGAGCAGAAAAACUUCUUCAAUAAUGACAUGAUUAGCAUAGAAUGUUUUAAUGACAUUUUACUCGAAUUUUAAAAAAUGUUAUCUGCAAGUGGCCACCGUGACUGAGAGAAUCAUAGAAAGUAAAGACGUGCGUUGAAAUUUUCACAGAUCAUAUACCCGUUGUGAAUUUUUGCCAUUUAGUGUGCUCAAUGUCCGAUAUCCCGAUUUUCUUUCUGUGGUCAUAUGGGAGACACGAAACAUUAGUCAUUCUUUUUAAAGAAAUGGUACUUGUCCUCCUCAGAGUGUUAUUCUUUUUAAUAUUAUCAUCAUUGAAGUUAUGUUCUGGUGUGAUGUGAAGGUAGCGGAUGCUUUAUUUUUCUGCCCGACAGGCCUAAUUUAAUAAUCUUGACGAUAUUGAGAGAUCAUUUUUCUUAUCGUGGUGUGAAUAAUGUACAAAUGUUAACGGAGGCGAGCUUGUGAAAACUGAGCCAAUGUGUUGACCAAUCGAGCAUCUGGGUUUGGACAUUCACAUUUAUUUUGUUCAUUUUGUUGGGAGGGGGUUCAAUAAUCAAAACAACAUCAAAUAAAGCUUCUCCGUCUGUAUCGGACAUUCUGCAUAAUCACAGUAUAGUUUUUUUUUUAGGUGUUAUAAUUCUAGUGGUUCAAGUCAUGUUCAAGUUUGCUAAUAGCUCUUUUUGCAGUUUACCAUAGUUUUUAUUUUUUGUCAUUUUUUUUAACAGCAUAAUUUCUAACGUAAUUCAUUUACUUGCUAACAAGUGUGCUAGAUUGUCCCAUUUGACUUUAGUUGGACCGAACACUAUCCAGUAGUGCUGACCUACAACGGCAAAUUUAUUUAAUUCAAUGUCAAAUGUUGUAGAGUUACUACAUAUAUGUUUUGUACAUCAAUUACAUUUGUCUAACUGGGAGAAAGAACAAGAGUCGCUUCUCUGUCCAGACCCAGCUGACAGGUUCCUUUGCACGGGGCUAAAAGAUGAAAUAAAAAAAGCAAACACGCUCUCUGCUAUUCCUCUCUGUAAAGACACACAAAUCAAUGGUUUAAUUUUUAUAAAUAAACAUUUUAAAAUCAUGAA
Molecule: messenger RNA, 8746 nt
Organism: Hippocampus zosterae (dwarf seahorse)
Lineage: Eukaryota; Metazoa; Chordata; Actinopteri; Syngnathiformes; Syngnathidae
Gene: scrib
Product: scribble planar cell polarity protein
Exons: 47
Coding region: 740-6844 (2034 amino acids)
Biological process (GO): neurotransmitter receptor transport, endosome to postsynaptic membrane; neurotransmitter receptor transport postsynaptic membrane to endosome
Cellular component (GO): adherens junction; postsynaptic membrane; postsynaptic density
Molecular function (GO): protein binding
Source: RefSeq, a predicted model, not a curated record